Molecule: messenger RNA, 5800 nt
Organism: Orussus abietinus
Lineage: Eukaryota; Metazoa; Arthropoda; Insecta; Hymenoptera; Orussidae
Gene: Nadsyn
Product: probable glutamine-dependent NAD(+) synthetase
Exons: 15
Coding region: 3084-5291 (735 amino acids)
Biological process (GO): NAD+ biosynthetic process
Cellular component (GO): cytoplasm
Molecular function (GO): NAD+ synthase (glutamine-hydrolyzing) activity; glutaminase activity; ATP binding
Source: RefSeq, a predicted model, not a curated record
GGUUUGCGGUGGAUCUUGGGUUCCCGAAGUCGAGGGAACCUGGCCAAAAGGGAUCGGAUGAAGUCUUCGUGCGUGCCGAGAUCGACGCUCACCAACUGAUCGAAUUUCGGAAUUUCGAUCGGCGUUAACGAGGAGAAACGGCCUUUUUUUUCUGCCUCCUGGAACUAGGCUCCGCGGCCUCAAGAAAUCCAACGUGUGUUUACAAACGAGUAGCGCAAGAUAUCGUCUUACUUGGCCGUCGAUGUCCUACGUCGGCUGGAAAUUUCAUAAACUCGUCAUAGGAAUGAUACGUGAAAUCGAUCUCUUUGAGACAGCGAGUUGCGGAAGGUCGCAGCCAACGGAACAUUUUCCAUCGUCGUCUCCGGAAUCGUGGGAAGAAAGGAGAUAAUUGGCGAAAAUUCGAGAGGAGGAAAAGCGGGAAUAAUUUAUCAUCGUCGUUAAAUUCCCCGGGACGAGAAAUUCGUGACGCAUUUCACGCGUUGAAGAAAAAUCAGCGGUUUAUGACGAUUCAUGGACACGUGAAUCCGUAGUGACCCGUAAUCCCGAUAUUUGCAAACAAUGCCCCAGUUUACGUCUGAAGUCCAUUUUUACACGACUGGCUAAGUAACUCGAACUCUCGAGCCGUGAAUCGCUGGAUUUUGGAUUUCGGAUUUCCUGGCGAAUCCAAUUAUUACAGCAUUUAGCGAUUUUUAUCUCGUCACAAAUUUCCAAAGUCUAAUCGGAGGUGUUUCGAAAUUUCGCCAAUUUAUUCCCUCCCGUCUAUUCGUUAAUAAGUAGUCGUUGAAACGACUCAUUGUUUCAUCCGAAAAUCGAUGUACGUGCUCCGGAUCGACCCGAUCAUUCCUUUUGCGACAUUACUUACAUAACUCGUUGCACUGCCGGCAAGACUCGGUUUUACGCGCACGCGAUUAUCCCGCGUACCCGAAGGAACGUUCUCGUUCCAAUAAGUCCACGUAUGUACGUACAUACUCGAAAUUACGUGUACGUACAUUUCUAGGUCCAUUUUUGCGGCGACUUUCGAUCUUAUCCAUUAGGGUUGCAAGAAACUCAAUUUUUCUUCGCUAAAACGGACCUAGGGAACUCGAAAAUGGGCCCAAGCAAAUUACUGCGCAAAUCGAUACGUGUUUAAUCGCAAUUCGUAUUACCGGUUUAGACCGGACGCGUCUCAGCGACAAAUUACAAAGCUCUCUCGAAAGCGACUUUGCGUAUCAGAGAAGUAUGACUCGAAGAGACAGAAGCGAUAUUUCGCGUUAAUUUAGCGUAAUCGCUUAGUUGGCUUAACCAAUCCCUAACAUAAUGCCUCGAAAAAUCGUAAAAGUAUAACUUAAUAGUUUCUAAAUAUUUUUAACAUUUUUAUCGCGUCUUCGGUAAUGCGGAAAAUGUAGGACUCUCUAUGUAUAGGCGCGUAUGGGUACUAGGCGAGUAAGAGCGAAUCAGAGGGUGCAAACUCGGAUAUGGCAUGUCUCAGGGUGGAUGUGCUAAAUAUUUAAGACUGGUCUCUUUGCGAGCAGAGUUCCUCUCUAGGUAGACGGACGGAGAGUCUAAUCUCUCCUGAAUGGGACUCUUAAAUAGGAUUUAAUGAACGGAUAAAGAAAUCCAAGAUGGCCGCCGAGACGCGGCAGAAAAGUUGAACGAAGAAGCAGAACGUUGAUCCUUGGUGCGCGACUGCGACGUUUUCACGGGCGAGGAGUCUGGAAAAAAAAAAUCACGGAUAAGUGGACAAAAAAUCCUCAGUCAAUCCCUUAAGGAAUCUAUUUAGUGGGGCGUAAUUAAUUAAUAUAUGAAGUCCAAGAUGGACGCUAAAAGCGGAAGGAAAGCUCGACACAAUCGAUGGUGCGUGUCUACAAAGUUUCCGUAGUCGUGCGUGGGAAAAUGUGUACUUCGCGUGCACAAUGGACGGAUAUCCAGGUCACAGUUCUGUGACCCGGCCUUCUGGGGCCGUCAGGGUGAUACCCGUCUUUCGGCGAGAACUUUGCUGACGUUCCUCGACUUUUGAAUCGCCCGAGUUAUUAUGCGCUCUUGUUCGAUCCGCCUACGUACGGGCGCGUCUCGUAAUUCACUUCUUACGUCUGUUUGACGUCAGAAUCUGAAGAGAUAUGUUUCUGAUCGCGUCUUGCGGUUUGCGCGAAGAGUCCCAAGGAGAGUUAAACAUUGAAAUCGAAAUAGAUCCAUUUUUUCCAUGCCUCUUUGACGAGAAAUGGAUCCAAGAUGGCGCCGACUCGCCGGUUCUGGUUCUUACAUAAGUCGUUUCAUAUUCCAAAUAAUAUGAGGUGCGCUUGGAAUUAUUUUAUGUUAAAUGUUAAUCGUAAUAUAAAUCGGUCUGUAAUGCAGGUCGAACUUGGUUUUCGCGAGUCUCGGCGAAUUUAAAGAGCACCGGAAGUCAAGGGGCGACGCCAUUGAUGGUCACACAUGGCGUCCCAAGAUGGCGGCGACUCGCGGGAACUUCUCAGCCUGCGAUGCAUAAAAUAUGUACAUAUACGGUGAGUGCAUGGCAUGGUGCAUGGCGUUUCAUGGUAUUGCGGGAGUAAUUGUUCGUGCAACGUACAAGGCAGAGGAUUGCGCUACGCCCAACUGCACCGGCAAAAGGUGUUAGUGAUCAUUGGAGAUCGGCAUAGCUACUUAUGGUGUCGGCAAGAAGUGACAGGCGUUCAUUCACUCUGGCAGGACUUGAGAAACGACGCGACUUUGAGGAGCAGAGAUUGCACGAAAGGGAUCGACAGUUUCAUUGCAAGACUUCAUCUAAAGGAACUAGGAGUACGGUGAAAAAGGACGAAGACUACCUUGACAGGAUCCUCAUCGGAGAAGUCCAGGAGAGUCUCGCAGAAGGCCUUGCCAAUCUGUUCGUAAUCCUGGGUGGAGAAAUGUGUUCCUGUCCUGGAGCCUAAAGUCGAUCCACCCAAGGAGGCCUCCAUGGUGUAGCUGUUCGGCACACCCAUCAACCAAACCACCACCCUACCGGUGCCCUCCUUACCCUUCUCUAUGUGGAACUUGCAGCUUUCGAAGGAGAACUGAAACGUCAAUUACAUCUCACCAGCCGAUCCAACUUGCAAGGUGAACCCGAGCAGAGGUAAAUUUCAUGCGAGAUGGGUCGCACAGUCACGGUGGCGGUCUGCACCCUCAACCAAUGGGCGAUGGACUUCGAAGGGAACCUGAAGAGGAUCCUGAAGAGCAUCGAAGAUGCACAGAAGGCAGGGGCUAGAUACAGAAGUGGUCCCGAGUUAGAGAUUUGUGGGUACAGCUGCGAGGACCACUUCUACGAGUCCGACACUCUUCUGCACAGCUGGGAGGUCCUGGCGUCGCUGCUGGGCUCCAGUGUCUGCAAGGACAUACUCGUCGACGUGGGCAUGCCCGUCAUGCACAAAAAUGUGACCUACAACUGCAGAGUCGCCUUCCUGAACAGGAGGAUACUCCUCAUCAGGCCGAAGAUGCACCUGUGCGAUGAUGGGAACUACAGGGAGUCCAGGUGGUUUUCUCCUUGGACGAAGGAACGCACCGUGGAGGAUCAUUUCCUGCCGAACAAGAUCGCCCAGAUCACGGAGCAGAGCGUGGUGCCCUUCGGCGACGCCGUCAUCUCCACCUGGGACACCUGCGUCGGGUUCGAAAUGUGCGAGGAACUCUGGAACCCUCUCAGCAACCACAUCCCCAUGUCUUUGGACGGCGUGGAGAUCAUCGCCAACGGCAGCGGCUCGUACUUCGAGCUGCGCAAGGCUUACGUCACGGUGGACAUGGUAAAGGCGGCGACCUUUAAGUCCGGCGGUUGCUACAUGUUCAGCAACCUCCGAGGUUGCGACGGAGGUCGUCUUUACUUCAACGGAGGCUCCAGCAUCGCGUUGAAUGGACAGAUCCUGAACCGUGGCCGGCAAUUCGCUCUAGAAGACGUCGAGGUUACUACGGCGACCUUUGACCUGGAAGACAUAAGGACCUACCGGAACAGCAUCAGGUCCAGGAGCAACUCCGCAGCCAAGUCCCAGCCUUAUCCUCGAGUGAAGGUGGAUUUCGCCCUGGCCUCGAAGCCGCUUCACUCCCGCGUUCCUCAUCGACCCCUCCUCUUCGACUCCAAUUUAAAUGGUGAAGAGGGUGUUAAUAAAGUGAAGUACUACACCCCCGAGGAGGAGAUCUCCAUGGCGCCGGCUUGCUGGCUCUGGGACUAUCUCAGGCGAUCCUGCCAGGGUGGCUUCUUCCUACCGCUGAGUGGCGGCGUCGACUCCUCUUCUACUGCUUGCUUGGUCUACUCGAUGUGCGACAUGAUCGUCGAAUCCGUGAAGAAAGAAACUGAAGCAUCCGUCGCAGACUCGCAGGUUCUUUCGGACAUCAGGAAGAUCGUCGGCGACUGCAGCUACACGCCAACGGACCCGAAGCAGCUCUGCAACACCAUCCUGGUGACAUGCUACAUGGGCACAGAGAACUCUUCGGCAGAGACCAAAGCAAGAGCUGCCGAGUUGGCCAGUCAAAUCGGCUCUUAUCAUCAUGGCAUCGUCAUCGAUGGCGCCGUGUCGGCAGUACUUGGAAUAUUUCAACAAGUCUCCAAGUUGACUCCAAGGUUUAGAGUCCAGGGUGGCUCGCCUAGAGAGAACCUGGCCCUGCAAAACAUCCAGGCGCGUCUGAGGAUGGUCAUCGCGUAUCUCUUCGCCCAGUUGAUGCUCUGGGUCAGAGGUCGUCCAGGAGGUCUUCUUGUACUGGGCAGCUCCAACGUGGACGAGGCUCUUCGAGGAUACUUCACCAAGUACGACUGCAGCAGCGCGGACAUCAACCCUAUCGGUGGGAUCGCGAAGAACGACCUGAAGAGGUUCCUGAAGUUCUUCAGGCAGAAGCACGGGAUCUCGGCUUUGGACGGCAUCCUGGAUGCGCCGCCAACUGCGGAGCUGGAGCCGCUACAACAUGGCCAGCUGGCGCAGCUGGACGAGGUCGACAUGGGCAUGACCUACAACGAAUUGGGCACUUUUGGUCGCCUAAGGAAGCAGAACUGCGCGGGACCGUUCUCCAUGUACACCAAGCUCACGCACAUAUGGGACACUCCACCCAAAGAGAUAGCCGCCAAGGUGAAGCACUUCUACCAGUGCUACGCGAUAAAUCGGCAUAAGAUGACCAUCCUGACGCCAUCCUGCCACGCCGAGAUCUACAGCCCCGACGACAACAGGUUCGACCACAGGCCCUUCCUCUACAACCACACCUGGAAGUGGCAGUUCAACGCGAUAGACGAACAGGUCAACCAGAUAGUACGUUCAGAGCAGCAUUUGAUGAACGAACUCGAGGCCGAGAGGAAUUCCCAGUUGCCACGGAGCCUCAGGUAACGGCCAGGAUCCGGACUCUGCAUGGUUCUUCGGGGCGCAUCUCAAGGUGGUGGUUUCGCGGGGCUUUUCGACCUCAACCUUCAGGAAGUACCCGAGCAGUCACCAACGGCACUUCCGUUAUUCUCUGUUACAGAUAAACCGUAUCCCGGAGUAAUAGUCUAACCGUAGCCGUAGCUUUUAUUCGUAUUUGCACUUGCAGCGCCACGGCGCGCAGCCUACGAUUUUAGAAGGUGUCCCCUUAGGAGAAGACUAUAACGUCUCUUGGGAGAACCCGAAGGCCCCAAAAAAGGGGUAAGAAUGACGAUGACGAAAGGGAGCCGAGAGCGACUCGCUCGAGCGAGUCGUCGCCUCGUGCUACCGUUAUUCGAACCGUUAGAGCCCCUUGCACGCCGACACGCUCGCGUGAAAGGACACUCGCCCGACAAUGGCUGGCAAAAACCGCGAAAAAACGUCUGUCAUUUUUCUUGCCUCCUAUCCGUCACCUAAGAAAUAAAUUCUCUUACUUGGAA